This is a messenger RNA of Penicillium canescens, 1902 nucleotides long. RefSeq names its product NCA2 family protein. NCBI's taxonomy places the organism in Eukaryota, Fungi, Ascomycota, Eurotiomycetes, Eurotiales, Aspergillaceae. The record is from RefSeq and is a predicted model, not a curated record. Gene Ontology annotation, cellular component: mitochondrial outer membrane. The coding region runs from base 1 to 1902 and encodes 633 amino acids. The transcript is spliced from 4 exons.
AUGUCGGUCAUACGAGAAACGGUUUGUGGCGUCAACUCACAGUUGGAUCGCCUCCAGCAACAGAUUGCAACUCCAAAACUUGAGGCCGCUUCCCUUCCCAAUCAGUCCCAGGAACAUAUCGACCAGUUGCAAGAUGUCAUCCACUCUAUUUCAGUGACAUCGAAAAACCAAGCCCUUCUACCCCCCAAUCGAUUGGCCGACUUGCUCUCUGGCCCGGCUGUCUCUCGUCUCCAAUCAAAGUCGAGUAUAUCUGGGGUGCCCGCUGGGAAUAUCUCUGACUAUGUAUGGAUUGUAGCUGCAAAGGCUGCCGUCCAGGCAUCAGGGCUGAUGAUGAACACUCUUCUGGACCAAACGCUUGAACUCCACGACGAAGCUUAUUAUUGGGGGGAGAUGCUAGGCUCAGUCUGGCACAGCGGCCUGUAUACGAUCCAGACCUCCCCAGUGCAGCUGUUUCGAUGGACCAAGAACACGUAUCUGACACAAACCCAAGGUACCUCGUCCAUCGCUGACAGGUGGAUUCAAUUCUAUCAGGUUGCCCGAAAGAGUGUCUGGAAAUUAGGUGGACACUCCAUACGCGGCCAUUUGCUUGCUCCCAUCAGGUCAUCGCGCGCGGAGAUGCGGCGAAAAAGAGACUUCAUCCUUGCAAUGAAGGAUCUUCACACCAGCAGCCUUGGCCUUCUGAUGGAGAGGUGGCAUUUGUUCGAGGCCGAUGACUCGACUGCGAGCGCCACCUCGACGGUUGUCAGCAACAAAUGGCGCGAUGAAGUAUACAGGGCAGUGGUUCUGAUCGAAGCUGUUUUCCACCAGAUAAGCCUUGAGCCCAGCAUCCAGGCGUUGGAAGAGGGCGUAUUUGCAACCCUGAAGAAAGAUAUGGAUAGGAUGCAGAUGCAAGCGCAGAGUGAAUCCCCUGUACAACAGCCUCUCGAAUUAAUUGAACGACUUGUGCAUGUUCUUCGACAGAAGUUGCCACAGCAUACAGCUUCGGUGUCAAUGUUUGUUAGUCACCAUGGGCGCCCUUCAGGCAUAGUCCGCUACUGGUUGCCAAUCUCAGCUGCAAUCCUUUCUGGCAGUGUAUCAAUGAGGUUCUUGUCCAACAGACAAGAGGAAAUCAUUCAGGGGGUUAUGAACAUUGGUGCCACAGCCAUCGACUUUUGGGGCAACUGGGUUGUACACCCCAUCCAAAAGCUCAUUGGGACGAUCAGACACGAUGAAAAGAGCGAAAUUGCCAUCAUGAGCAAGAAUAGCCUACUGGCUGACCGGGCCAGCUUGGAAAGAAUGGUGGUCGAUUUUGUUCAAGAUCGCCCGGACCUCCAUGAAGGAGUGGCAGACACCACCGCCAUCGUGAAUUCAGUUAAGGAGGGUGACUUGACCCCCGUCCUGAAAGCGUAUGAAAGGGACUUACGGUCGCCUCUUGUUGGCACCGUUCGAGGCGAUCUCAUCCGCGCCCUCUUAAUUCAAAUCCAGAAGACCAAGGUUGACGUGGAAAUUGCCAUCAGCGGUAUUGAUGCUCUACUGAAGAGCCAAGAACUUGUCUUUGGGUUCGUCGGAUUAACCCCAGGGAUUCUGGUCUCCUUUGCAACCCUGAGAUGGCUGGGAAGCCUUUUUGGUAGCCGGCGAGGCCUGCAAAAGGGCAAGCAGCAACAUGAACUCAAGCGUGGAUUGCGCAAUGUGGCCCGGAUUUUGACUUCCUCUGCGAUUUCAUCCAAUGGAACCAUCCCUUACAAAGAUUCUGGUCAGCUGAUAUGUGAGGCGGAGGCUCUACUCCAGCAGAUGAGAGCAGUUUCUAGCAGCAUGAAGUAUCAAGAGUUCCGAGAAGACAUCCAAGAUCUGCUUAAUGUACAAGAUGGAGUUGAUAAGCAGCUUCACGUGAUUGAGAGGAUGAGAUGGUCAUACUUUCAAUAG